Messenger RNA from Amaranthus tricolor (Joseph's coat), 1587 nucleotides. RefSeq lists its product as uncharacterized. Bases 124 to 1275 code for a protein of 383 amino acids. Gene Ontology annotation, molecular function: DNA-3-methyladenine glycosylase activity. The transcript is spliced from 5 exons. Gene Ontology annotation, biological process: base-excision repair. The record is from RefSeq and is a predicted model, not a curated record. NCBI's taxonomy places the organism in Eukaryota, Viridiplantae, Streptophyta, Magnoliopsida, Caryophyllales, Amaranthaceae.
AACCCAUUCUCUACUUCCCUCUUCAUCAAUAAAUAACAACUUCUUCCCAAGUCUUAACUCCUAACAUCCAACCCUUUAUUCCCAAUCCUUUACACUUUCUUUUUCAUCUACAUAACUAAAAAAAUGUGCCCUCUAGAAACCAAACUCAUCUCCUCCACCUCAGCAAGAGCUGUCCUACAACCCACCUGCAACCGUGAGGUGGGCCCCAAAUCAUUAGACCGCCGCAACUCCUUCACAAAAAUAGCCCCUAAAACACCAUCACCACCGCCGCCACCACCGCGCACCACCACCACCACCAAAACAAAGCCCACUUCCCCAUCUUCCCCUAAGCUAAGAUCUCCUCGACCGCCAGCGAUUAAAAGGGGAAAUGACAAUAAUACCCUUACUUCUAGUUCGGAUAAAAUUACCCUCCCUAAAGUAAAACUUACACGUUCAGUUUCUACCAUAGAGAGAAAAAAGAGUAAAAAUUUAGGAAUGGAGCCUUGUUUAAUGAUGGGGUAUUCUUCAUCUUUAAUAACUGAAUCUCCAGGAAGUAUUGCUGCUGUAAGAAGGGAACAAAUGGCGCUUCAAAAUGCAGAAAGAAAGAUGAAAAUUGCUCAUUAUGGAAGGUCAAAAUCUGCUAAAUUUGAAUCUAAAGUUUCUCCUUUGGUUCAAUCUUUGGGGAAUAUUAAGACUUCUGAAAGUCCCGUUCUUGAACGAAGAUGCACUUCUAUUACUCCUAAUUCUGAUCCUUUGUUUGUUUCUUAUCAUGAUGAGGAAUGGGGAGUACCAGUUCAUGAUGACAAGAUGUUGUUCGAAUUGUUAGUAUUGAGCGGUGCACAAGUAGGCUCUGAUUGGACAUCUAUCUUGAGGAGACGUCAAGACUUUAGGGAAGCAUUUUCAGGAUAUGAAGCUGAAAUAGUGGCCAAUUUUACAGAAAAGCAAAUUAUAUUAAUUAGUACACAAUACGCCAUUGAUAUUGGUAGAGUUCGAGGAGUUGUUGACAAUGCUAAAAGUAUCAUCCAGAUUAAAAAAGAAUUUGGUUCAUUUGACAAUUACAUUUGGGGCUUUGUAAACAACAAGCCUAUUUCUCCACAAUACAAGUUCGCCCAUAAAAUCCCGGUUAAGACAUCGAAAUCGGAAAGCAUUAGCAAGGAUAUGGUCAGGCGAGGCCUCCGGACUGUUGGCCCAUCCGCGGUUCAUUCCUUCAUGCAGGCAGCUGGACUCACUAACGACCACUUGAUCACCUGCUACAGACACCUCCAAUGCACAACUUUGGGUUCGUCACGUGAUUAGUAGUCUUAAGUCCUAACCAAUAAUAUUUUUAGGAAAAAAUAUAUCGUAUUUUUUAUUCAGUUUUUAAGAGGCUUGACGUAACACAUUUAUAUAACUCAAUGCAACAUGCUUGUGUUUGUAACAUAUUGAACAAGGAAAGUUAUUGGAUUUAGAAGUAGUUGUGGAUUGUAAGUUGUAAAAGACAAGGGCUUUCUUUCUUUAUUUUUUGUUUUUAUUUUGGGUAGAGUUGAAUGGUUUGUGAUUGGUGUAUAUGUUUAUGAUUAUUCCGUGUGUUUAAUGAAAAUUUACAAAAAAAAAUGUUAUUACUUGAAA